Molecule: messenger RNA, 219 nt
Organism: Caenorhabditis briggsae
Lineage: Eukaryota; Metazoa; Nematoda; Chromadorea; Rhabditida; Rhabditidae
Exons: 2
Coding region: 1-219 (72 amino acids)
Biological process (GO): transcription initiation at RNA polymerase II promoter; transcription by RNA polymerase II; nucleotide-excision repair
Cellular component (GO): transcription factor TFIIH holo complex; transcription factor TFIIH core complex
Source: RefSeq, a predicted model, not a curated record
AUGGUGAACGUCAAGAAGGGAGUGUUGGUGACCAGUGAUCCAGCGUUCCGUCAGCUUCUCAUCCAUUUGGACGAUUCGAGACAGCUCGGAUCGAAGUUUAUUGUUAGAGAACUGGACGACACUCAUCUCUUUAUCGAAAAGGAUAUUGUACCAAUGUUGGAGAGCAAGGUGGAGCAAAUCAUGGAGAACAUGAAUCCGGAGACCAACGAUAACAAAUAA